Dunckerocampus dactyliophorus (ringed pipefish) is the source of this 2413-nucleotide messenger RNA. RefSeq names its product mitochondrial ribosomal protein L9 (gene mrpl9). Gene Ontology annotation, biological process: translation. Lineage: Eukaryota; Metazoa; Chordata; Actinopteri; Syngnathiformes; Syngnathidae. The record is from RefSeq and is a predicted model, not a curated record. Gene Ontology annotation, molecular function: structural constituent of ribosome. The transcript is spliced from 8 exons. Gene Ontology annotation, cellular component: ribosome; mitochondrion. The coding region runs from base 342 to 1163 and encodes 273 amino acids.
AAUAAAACGAAAACAUGCGAAAAACAAAACGCAAUAUGUUCUAUUGGAGUAGGAAUACUAUAAGACUCGUAAUACACUUAAUUUGGAUUUAUGUUUUACGUAAACACGAAGAUCAUUUUGCUGGAAGCAUUUUUAUUCAGGCAAGGUGUACGAGUGCUUAGGGUCUUUUGACAUCAACAUGAGUCCAACAGCAUGCUAGCUAGCUUACGAGUCGUGGCGUAAAAUAAUGGACAUUAUGCUAUAAUUUGACAGUUGUGGGACCUGUGCAUGCACUUAUUUACACGUUAAGUAUAAAGUAGUGCGAGGAAGAAAACUCAUUUUGGAAAGGAAGCUGGAUAAACAUGUUAAGCUCCUGUCGCCGUGUCCUUCAUGAUCUGCUCGGCCAAAUGACUAUCAGGAGUUUCUCUGUGACUCCUGUCCAGAGCACAGUCAUAGUGGAGCGCUGGUGGCAGAUCCCUUUGUCCAAAGUCGGGAGUCCACCAAGGCUGAACCCACGGAGACACCGCAUCUACAAAUUGGUUGAGGACACCAAACAUUCACCCAAGGACAAGUUGGAACUCAUCCUAACUCAGACAGUCCCAAAACUGGGGGGACGAGGAGAUACUGUGUUUGUGAGGAAGUCCAUUGGGCGAAAUAAGCUGCUCGCCCAAGGGCUUGCAGUGUAUCCAUCGCCAGAGAACAAACAGAUGUUUGCAGAGGAGUUAAGGCUUCUGCAUGACGGUAAGCCUGAUGAAAGAGCCCAAACCCGAACUGGACAAAUGACUGUCGAGUUCCUCAAACGUUGCAAGCUGACCAUCAACAAAAUGCCCUCAGAUGACUUUCAGCUUACUAGUGAUGUCGUUAGGAGACAUUUUCUUCACAGGUUGAUCGUGGUUGUGCCUCCUCAUGCACUGAAACUUCCAUUUGAGCCAAUCACGGAGUUAGGCGACUACUGGUGUGAAGUUACGGUGAACGGAAUUGACACUGUCCGCAUCCCCUUGUCACUGGUCCCUUACGAGGACCCCUCAGCGGCACAUCAGCGGCUCUUAAAGGCGCAGAGAAAGCAGCAAGCUGUCGAGAGACAUAUUUUGGAACCAGACCCUCUGGAUUCAGAGACCGUGGCCGCUGAGACAUGUCAAGACGCGAAAGCGCCAUCUAGCGACGGCCUGAAAAAGGACACUUAAAUGACAUCCAUGGAGGAAUCAUAAAAAGACAAGUUUUGCUGACUAUCUUGUGACCGGACAAAGACAUCUACACAGGUAGAGUGGCGCACCUUGCUGAAGGAACCACGGUUAUUCUUCUCCUCCGACAUACUCUUGGUGAGCCACUGCUGGUGGCCGCUCAGCUGGUCGUCGCCUUUGAUCUCCAAGAACUUCACCUCCUCUUUGCCCCGAUUCCUUUUGCCCUGCAGCCGCAUGAACUGCAGCACGGGGAGAGGAAAUGCCCACGGUCCACCUUGAACCGACUCGCCCAAUCUGACAAACUGCAGAACUUUACUUACCGCUUCAUCGUCAAACAUUGCGGAAUGGCCCGGUUCUUCUGCCUCUGGCAACCCAGGGCUUGGAUCUUGGUAAUAGGCUUCAUUGUUGUAUCCCUGUCCAGUGAGAUGAUGUCACACUUCAUUAAUGUCACAUUUACACUACACACGACAUAAACAGAGUUUGUUUACCUCAGGGUAAGACUCUGGACCGGCCAUAGGCUGUUGAUACUGAGGAUACUGACCACCCCAAGCGCCAGCUCCCUCAUGGCCUCCCCCAAAGUCAAGAGGGGCGUCUGACUGGCUCAGCUCGCCAGCAGGCAGAGGAGGAAGUGGCUCCACUGGGGCAACAGGCUCAGGUUCGUAGCUGGGGACAACAGCAGGAGGCCGCUCUGGACUUUCGCCUAACGAGAAGUAGUUCUGUGGUGUAAUGUCUUCCUCGUGGUCAUCAGUGGCUACUAUUUGUCUGGCCAGCUGGCGGGCUGCCGAUUUUGCCGCAGCCUUGAUGGCAGAGGGUGACGCGCUGGAGCCAAGGAGGCCCUGACUAGGCAGUCCCGGCUUGGCUCCUUUAGGCUCCGAGCGCUUGGUGAGCGUGUGAGGAAUUAAAGGUCUGUCCAUCUCCUUUAGUGUCAGGUUUUUGGGUUGUGGCAGAAGGGAGGACAAACCAGAACCUGCAGCCUGGAGGAAUUGUAAAUCAUAGGGUUUUUUUUCUCUUCAAAUUAAGAACACAGUCUUAAGUGAUUUCUACCUGUGACUGGAGCUUCUUCUUUGCUGGUUCGUCGUCAUCAGAGUCUGACUAAUUACAAAAAACAAAUCAUACAUUGUUUCUUGAUAACGUUGCACUGACAGUAAGCAUGUUUGCUACUCACAUCAUGUUUCUGGAUCUGUGGCACUGGAAUCCUCACUGGCUCUGUUCGCUUCCUGGGUUUGGGCAGGCUUGAAAAUAAACUCGUUUUA